This is a messenger RNA of Adineta ricciae, 627 nucleotides long. Lineage: Eukaryota; Metazoa; Rotifera; Eurotatoria; Adinetida; Adinetidae. The record is from the annotation of a GenBank genome assembly.
AUGCUACGACGAGCACCUGAAUUACCUCGAGCUGUUAAUGAUCGAUUGAAUCGAUUAGCUACAUCGGUUUUCACAUCCAUCGAUGCAAAUGAUCCUAAACGAACGAAUAAUUUACAUUCGAAACAAUCUCGUAUAGAAAUUGAUUAUUCAUCUAGUUUACCAUUACAAAUGUUAUUGUAUUUCAAUGUUUGUUUCUUUCCAUGUUGGUUAUUCUCAUUAACCUUUGUUUUACCUGUCCUAGCAGUAACUUCAUCGAAUCAACAUGUCAUUUUGAUGGUUUUUGCUUUUGUUUUCAAAGCAAUUAUUGAAUUUGUUCGGUUAUAUCUUGGUUACGCAGGCAACUUAGCAGAACGUAUGCCUGAGUUGACGGCAUUCUGUUUAUUGACGAUUAUUUUUCAACUUCCAUUAAGUGUAUUUUUGCUUAUUUAUCAAUUACUCGCAAAAAUGCAAGUUCAACUGGCACUUGUGUUUGCAGUGGAAAUUAUCUAUAUAACAUUUCUUGUGCUUCAAAUGAUAUUCGGCAUUUUGGCUGUUCGUAUUAUGGUCACAGCACAGUCAAGUCGCUUUCACUAUCAACAAUUUGAAGAAGCUCUACCAACGAAUGAGAAUGUCUCACCGUCGGGAUAA